AGAAUUUGCAAAAUUGGAGAACGAUUUUAGACGAUGGCAAAACAUCACCCAGAUUUAAUUUUCUGCAGAAAACAGCCAGGGGUUGCCAUUGGUAGAUUGUGUGAAAAAUGUGAUGGCAAGUGUGUUAUAUGUGACUCCUAUGUCAGACCAUGUACACUGGUGAGGAUUUGUGAUGAGUGUAAUUAUGGCUCAUAUCAGGGAAGAUGUGUAAUAUGUGGAGGUCCUGGAGUUUCUGAUGCUUAUUACUGCAAAGAAUGUACAAUUAUGGAAAAAGAUAGAGAUGGAUGUCCAAAGAUUGUCAAUUUAGGAAGUGCCAAGACAGACUUGUUUUAUGAAAGAAAGAAAUAUGGAUUCAAAAAACGAUAGAAGAGAGAAACAUUAUGAACUACUUCAUCAUUCUGUACAUAUUCAUGAUUUUAUUAGUAAAAUGAUAAAAACUGAAGAAAUUU
Messenger RNA from Mytilus trossulus (common blue mussel), 449 nucleotides. RefSeq names its product PHD finger-like domain-containing protein 5A. The record is from RefSeq and is a predicted model, not a curated record. Bases 34 to 366 code for a protein of 110 amino acids. Gene Ontology annotation, biological process: mRNA splicing, via spliceosome. Lineage: Eukaryota; Metazoa; Mollusca; Bivalvia; Mytilida; Mytilidae. The transcript is spliced from 4 exons. Gene Ontology annotation, cellular component: U12-type spliceosomal complex; precatalytic spliceosome; U2 snRNP.